AUGGCGAAGCCAGACUCCGGGGACAUCCUCGUGGUUAUUCAUGAUUUCCAAGCUCGCAGCUCCGACGAAUUAAGUUUAGCGAAGGGCGACCGUGUAGAAUUAAUCGAACGUGACGACGAAUUUGGCGAUGGGUGGUACUUGGGUCGCCAUAUGGUAAAUGGAAAUAGUGGCCUGUUUCCCGAGGUAUACACACGACCGGCGCCAAAAGGUGUCGCGGCUUCGUCUGGCGUUUCCAAGCCGAUCACGAAUUCGUUGUCAUCUACCAAUGGAAUAUCAUCCGUGGCCAGUCAACCGACAUCGACCACGUCAACCCAGGACCGCACCUCGACUCCACAACUUACUUCUUCCGCUCCGCCUGAGACCAACCCACUAACCUUGCCGUUGAAUUCUGCAAAGCAUGAGGGAAAGAUCACUCCAACAUCCACAGCACCUCUAGUCAGCAAGAGUUUUGCCUACGGUACUGGUAACGAAUUAACUCGCCAUAACUCUCAUCAGAGCCAAGAAAAUCCUGUCCUGCACGAGACUCUCACCGUCAUUGACGAGCAUAUCACCGACCUCCACUCGACUCCACAGAAUGGCGCACUCCACCAUGCAACAGAUUCCGGAAGCGAAUACAGUUCCCACAUGCCAGAUCGGCUAUCGUACAUCCAAGGUGAGGAAACUGACGAGGAAGAGGAGGUAUCACAUACCCGUCCAGAGGUUGAAGCCUGGACAGCCGAUGACGUAGCCGAGUAUCUGUUCACGGCUGGUGUAGAGAAGAAGCAUUGCGAAGUUUUUCGAGACCAGGACAUAUUCGGCGAAGUGCUUCUCGGACUAGAUCAGUCAUCGCUAUUCCUAAAGGCCUUCGACCUGGGCUCUGUAGGGCGGAGAUUGAAGACAUGGCAAAAGAUUAAAUCCUUGCAGGAUGAGGUGAACGGUGUCGUUACUACGAGACGGACCACGCAAACGUAUGGGAGCGAGGCAGGUUCGGAGGAUAUAAUAGGAGGGAGGGUUCGGAGCCGGACAAAUACGUUGACAAACUCUCAGAGAUAUGUUCCGACGGACAGUCGGCCAGGCUCGGUUCACGGAAAGCGGCUGUCGCAAACUGUAAAAUUGGAACAGAUGAGUCCUGUUUCGCCUAAGGGAACACUAGACAGACCGUCAACUAGAGGAUCGCAGUCGCAUCAUAAAAGGCCUUCAGCAGCUUCGGUCCGGGAGCUUCAUCAUUCGCGGCGGCAUUCGUCAACCGACUUUAGACUUGCCCCGCCGGUCGGUGCUGGAACCCCAAAGCUUUCGACCUCAGGAACGUUUCCAAUCGCCGCCGACCAUUCCCACAAAAAACAACCUUCCUUCGACCGUAAUUGGACUAUGGGUUCAGCCUCCACCCCUUACCCGCAACGUCCGUUGUCGUCAACUGGAUUUCAUGAUAUCGCGAAUACCUCCGACACAGACACCACACAAAAUCAAACCCCUGAGCUCGACCGCGGCUAUUUCUCCGGAACUGAGGUCGAUGGUCGGAAACGCAACGUGCUUAAGAAGCGCGAUAGUACCGCCUCACAUUCACAUAAGUCAAGCUACACGGAACAGCAACGGGUAAGAAGUGCAACGGCUAUCGCGAGGCGCUCCAGGUUCGGAAGUAUAGAUUCUACUAGAGAUACGACGCCCCCGAGCGCUGCGCAGAUGUAUUACGGCGUUACUGGCGAUCAUCGACGGACAGCUUCUACGAAUACCACCGAAUCUAUACGAUCUAUUCCUCCAGCUAAGGAUGGGCCCAGCCCAACUGUCACCAAACUUGACGGAAACUCUCCGACCUCGCCGCCUAACCGACAGGCUGUCCAUGGCGAUUGGAUGUCGAAUGCCGGAAGUAAGCUUGGUGGUUUGAGGGCGAUCUCAGAUGCUAUGAUUGGUAACUCGAAACUCGGGUCGCCUACCAAUUCUUCCGCACAAGAUUCCCCUAUGAGGUCACCAUCAAGAACCGGAUCUAGUACACCCUCAGGCGGUCCCAGUUUCGAAAUCGAUGUUUCGGAGAUUGGAAAGAGCCCAUACUCCACCAUGACCACCACCACUCGCAAGAACGCGAAAAAGACGAAGAAAGAAACUAGUGCCUACCUGCGUGGGUUACUAAAGAUCGGUCCUCGCGAAGCAAUCAAGGAUGCAGACUAUAGUGGGUGGAUGAAAAAGAAGAGCUCGCAUCUUAUGACAACGUGGAAACCGCGGUUGUUUGUACUUAAAGGACGACGCCUUUCAUAUUAUUACUCGGAAGACGAUACCGAAGAGAAGGGCCUCAUCGAUAUUUCGUUCCACCGCGUGCUCCCAGCUGACAACGAACGGCUCACCGGGCUUCAUGCCACUCUGACGGGUGCUAGCAACACACCGAUCAUGCCAGCUGAUAGUAGCAUCCCUACUCUCGCAGACAAUGUUACCAUUUCCCCUGCCGAAAAGGGUCUCGAUGCGAUGUUCAUAUUCAAGCUUAUGCCGCCUCGAGCUGGGCUUUCUAAAGCCGUUAACUUUACGAAGCCUACCAUUCAUUAUUUUGCCGUUCCCAAUCUUCAACAAGGCCGAACUUGGAUGGCAGCCUUAAUGAAGGCCACAAUUGACCGUGAUGAUACCCAACCAAUGACAACAACAUACCAGCAAAAGACGAUUUCGCUUACCAAAGCACGCGCUAUGCGACACCGGCCGCCUGCCCUAAUGAAUCUGGACGAGAAGGUCGAAGAGGGUGUGAAAGACGAUGAGAAGAAGAACGGCCUCGGCAUCUCGUUUGGCGAGGUCGAUAGUGCAGUUUCUGGUCUCGAGAAGCUAGGCCUUUCAAAGGUUGAGAGUGCAACAACUAAGACAUCGGCAUCUGAGAACGAAAAGACCGACAGCAGCCUCCCUUUCUUAGCAUCGCCACAAAGCGCCUAA
Messenger RNA from Annulohypoxylon maeteangense, 2883 nucleotides. RefSeq lists its product as uncharacterized. The transcript has 3 exons. Bases 1 to 2883 code for a protein of 960 amino acids. Lineage: Eukaryota; Fungi; Ascomycota; Sordariomycetes; Xylariales; Hypoxylaceae. Gene Ontology annotation, biological process: actin cytoskeleton organization. Gene Ontology annotation, cellular component: plasma membrane. Gene Ontology annotation, molecular function: protein binding. The record is from RefSeq and is a predicted model, not a curated record.